AUGAAGCUCACAGUCUUUCCUGGUUUGAUUUGUGAUAUCUUCAUCCUGUCAAACAUCUCAGCCACCAAGAAUGAGAUCAAAGAACUCCCUGCUGAGGUCGGGCUGCUUACAGCCCUCCAAUCUCUCAAGCUCGGAAAGAACCGUCUGAUCGCGUUGCCUCCGUCCAUAGGGAAUCUGACGAACCUCCAAGUGAUCUCCCUUGAAGAGAACAAGCUGAAAGAAAUCCCAUCACAGAUAGAAAAUUGUGGGAGCUUGAGAACCAUCGACGUAUCCCACAACAACCUUCGCAGAUUACCGAUCCCACGAAAAAUCUCCAGGCUGAAGCUCUUGAAAGAGCUGCGAGUUGCUCAUAAUCAGAUCGACAGCAUUCCUUACACCAUGAGUCUACUCAACAACUUGAAAAUACUUGACGUCUCCUCCAACCACCUGACCUCGUUUGACACUGUUCUCACUGACAUUCCUCAGUUAGUCGUGCUCAACUUCGCCAAGAACGCUGCUACCGAGCUCCCUGUGGAGAUCGCCAAGAUGACCAACCUGAGAGAGCUGUCGGUGCAAGGCAACCAGAUCAGAAGCAUCCCCGACAUCGCUGCAUUGUUUCAGCUGACCAACCUGGAGGUCCUCUACCUCCGAUACAACCAGGUCACCUUCCUUCCUGGUAGCAUCUCCAAGUUCACCAACCUCAGAGAGCUGGACUGCGCGUACAACAGCCUGGUCGACACUCCCCCUGACAUCCGGGAGCUGAAGCGUCUGAAGAGGAUAGACUUCUCCCACAACUCGUUGCGCGGUAUCCCUCCAGACAUCGGGACGCUGGAGGAGGUGGAGUACCUGGACUUAUCGUACAACCAGCUGCAGGAGCUGCCGAGAGAGGUUGGCUUCAUGACAAGCCUGCAGUCUCUGGACUUCUCCAACAAUCAGAUCGUUUUCUUGCCGGUCGAGCUAGAGGCUCUUGAGACAAGCCUCACCCUCCUCUCUGCGGACAACAACGCCAUCACAGACCCGACCCUGCCGGUGGAACUUGGGAACCUGAGGAACCUUGAGAGGUUUGACCUGUCUUCGAACCUUCUCAGCAGGCUUCCCAGCUCCAUCAAGAGACUGGAGAGUCUCGUCUACUUCAACGUCAACAGCAACAGGCUGACGACUAUCCCUCCUGAAGUCAAAGGUCUCAAGAGCUUGAUCGAACUGCACUUGAAAGACAACCUGCUGAUCUCGAUGCCUCCGGAGAUAGGCUCCUUGUCCUCCCUUACUACCUUGUCUCUGGAUGGCAACCAGUUCAUGUCCAUCCCAACGACUAUGAUUUUCCAGCUGUUUACCCUGGAGAAGUUGGAGGCCGGCGACAACCGCCUCCGGUCCGUCUCUCCCUCCAUCAGCCAGCUCAGCUGCCUCACCCUUCUCAGCUUGAAGAACAACAACCUGCGCGUCCUCCCCCGUGAGCUCGGCAGGUGCACAGGGCUGAAGACUCUCUCCCUCAACGCUAACGACAUCAUCGCCAUCCCCGAUCAACUCUGCGGCCUGGCUCGCCUGCGGCGCCUGACCCUGGACAAGAACGGCCUCUGCUUCCUGCCCGACACGAUAGGCUGCCUGGUCAACCUCCGAUCCCUGCGGUUCCGGGACAACCUGAUCAUGAGGUUGCCGCCCUCCUUCUCUUCCCUCACUUCUCUUCGCGAGCUCGACAUGUCUAAGAACAAGUUCACCAACAUCCCCCAGAGCCUCUUAGACCUGACGGGACUCACGCGGCUGAGGUGCGGGCACAACCCGAUCCCCUACUCCCUCUCCACCUCCUGGAUCGAGGACGACGUACGGAAGUUCCUCACCAACUACACGUAUGAGACGAUCGGCAAGCGGAUCAGCGCGAUGUGGAACAACAACAACCGAGCGGAGGUCUUCCGGGCAUGGCGGAUCUUUGUGCAAGACCAGUGGACCAGCGAAGACUGA
Molecule: messenger RNA, 1932 nt
Organism: Guillardia theta CCMP2712
Lineage: Eukaryota; Cryptophyceae; Pyrenomonadales; Geminigeraceae
Exons: 7
Coding region: 1-1932 (643 amino acids)
Molecular function (GO): protein binding
Source: RefSeq, a predicted model, not a curated record